AUGCUUGUAUGGCAAGCUGGACCGGAGCUGCUGCUGGUCAAAGCAGACGCCGCGGCUUUGCAGCUGUGGCAGCAGCGGGCGCAACAGCAGGAGCAGCAGCAGCAGCUCGCGCCGCAAGAGGUGUCGCCGAGCAAGGGGUAUCGGGUGUUGGCGCUUCGAUACAGCUCAGGGCAGGCGGCGUGGGACUUGGCGGCCGCCUGCGAGCAUGCGACGGCACAGUCGGCCGCCGCGGCAGCAGGCCCCAGCGGCAGCAGCGGCGGCCGGGCCGUUGGCACGGGCGACAGCAGCCGCGGGGGCGGCGGCGCCGGCGGCGCGCCGUCGUCCUCCAACGUGUUUGACGCCAAGAUCGACAAGACCAGCAGCGACAUGUACUUCCAUUACUACGGGAUGCUGCAGCACCAGCAGAACAUGCUCCAGGCGAGCCGGCAUGCAGCCCCAAGGGCAGCCCGGGCCGGGCUGAAGCCUGGCGCUGACGCCACCCGCACCGGCACCUACCACUCAGCCAUCCUGGGCAACCGCCCCGACUUUGAGGGCAAGGUGGUCAUGGACGUCGGCGCGGGCUCGGGCAUCCUCUCCCUGUUUGCAGCGCAGGCCGGCGCCGCCAAGGUGUACGCGGUCGAGGCGUCGGGCAUGGCCAAGUUUGCGGCGCGCCUGGCGGCGGCCAACCCGCCGUUUGGCAGCAGGGUCGAGGUGCUCCACUCCAAAAUCGAGGAGCUCUCCCUGCCUGGGGGCCAGAGGGUGGACGUUCUGGUGUCAGAGCCCAUGGGCACGCUGCUCGUGAACGAGCGCAUGCUGGAGACCUACAUAUACGCGCGCGACAAGUUCCUCAAGCCCGGCGGCAGGAUGUUCCCCCAGAUCGGCCGCAUCCACGCGGCGGCCUUCUCGGACCCGCUGCUGUACGGGGAGGUGGCUCAAAAGGCUGCGUUCUGGCGGCAGCCGGCGUUCUAUGGUGUGAACGUCACCUGCCUCUUUGACCCGGCCGCGGAGGGGUACUUCUCGCAGGUGGUGGUGGACGCGUUCGACCCCGCGCUGCUGGCCUCAAACUGCGCCACCAAGGUGUUUGACUUCGCCACCAUCAGGGAGGCGGACCUUCAUGACUUCGAGCUCCCCCUGGCGCUGACCGUGCCCGCGCCCACCACAGUGCACGGCCUGGCCACGUGGUUCGACGUGCUCUUCAACGGCAGCGCGGCGCAGCGCUGGCUGUCGACGGCGCCGGGGCUGCCGACGACGCACUGGUGCGUUUGA
Monoraphidium neglectum is the source of this 1245-nucleotide messenger RNA. RefSeq names its product histone-arginine methyltransferase CARM1. Gene Ontology annotation, molecular function: protein-arginine N-methyltransferase activity. Lineage: Eukaryota; Viridiplantae; Chlorophyta; Chlorophyceae; Sphaeropleales; Selenastraceae. The transcript has 8 exons. The record is from RefSeq and is a predicted model, not a curated record. Gene Ontology annotation, biological process: peptidyl-arginine methylation. Bases 1 to 1245 code for a protein of 414 amino acids.